Molecule: messenger RNA, 1953 nt
Organism: Seriola dumerili (greater amberjack)
Lineage: Eukaryota; Metazoa; Chordata; Actinopteri; Carangiformes; Carangidae
Product: sialic acid synthase-like
Exons: 6
Coding region: 103-1182 (359 amino acids)
Biological process (GO): carbohydrate biosynthetic process
Molecular function (GO): N-acylneuraminate-9-phosphate synthase activity
Source: RefSeq, a predicted model, not a curated record
AUAAACUGUUCCGGUCGGCUUUUCCCAGAGACAACUCACCACAGUCUUCUGUGAAGGAAUUAUUUUAACUGGUUGCUCUUCGUUUCCAUUCUUGUGAACAAAAUGCCUUUAAAGUUUGAGCUGUGUCCCGGUAGAAUGAUCGGAGGUAACCAUCCAUGCUUCAUCAUAGCUGAAAUUGGACAAAACCACCAGGGAGACAUCGAGAUUGCCAAGAAAAUGAUCAAGAUGGCAAAGGACUGUGGUGCCGACUGCGCCAAAUUCCAGAAGAGUGAAUUAGAGUACAAGUUCAACAAGCGAGCCUUGGAGCGCCCCUACACCUCCAAACACUCAUGGGGGAAAACAUACGGUGAACACAAGCGCCAUCUAGAGUUUAGCCACGAGCAAUACAGGGAACUGCAGAAAUAUGCAGAGGAAGUGGGGAUCUUCUUCACUGCCUCAGGGAUGGACGAGAUGGCAGUGGAGUUUCUCCAUGAGCUCAAUGUGCCUUUCUUCAAAGUGGGAUCUGGAGACACCAACAACUUCCCCUAUCUGGAGAAGACUGCCAAGAAGGGACGUCCCAUGGUGGUGUCCAGUGGGAUGCAGUCCAUGGAGACGAUGCGUCGGGUCUACAAGACGGUGAAAGAGCACAACCAGAACUUCACCAUCCUGCAGUGCACCAGCGCCUACCCUCUGGAAGCUGAAGACGUCAACCUCAGAGUGAUCACUGAAUACCAGAAGGAAUUUCCUGAUAUUCCCAUUGGCUACUCGGGACACGAGUCUGGGAUCAGUAUUUCGGUGGCGGCCGUUGCUCUUGGGGCAAAGGUCAUCGAGCGUCACAUAACCUUGGACAAGACGUGGAAAGGAAGUGACCACGCAGCCUCACUGGAGCCCUCUGAGCUGACUGAGCUGGUCCGCUCCAUCCGACUGGUGGAGAGGGCACUGGGCAGCGGCCUCAAGCAGAUGCUGCCCUGCGAAAAGCCAUGCCAUGAUAAGUUGGGGAAGUCAGUGGUGGCAAAAGUAAAAAUCCCCAGAGGAACCGUCCUGACUGUGGACAUGUUGGCAGUAAAAGUGGCUGAUCCCAUGGGAGUUGCAGCUGAAGACAUCUUCCAGCUGGUCGGUAAGACCGUGUCGGAGGACGUGGAGGAGGACGACAGCGUCACGCCAGGGGUGGUGGACAGCUACGGAAAGAGGGCUAAGUGCUGAGGAUGGAAGAGAGGUUUAAAAUGAGUUUAAAAAAAAAAGAAGAAAAGAAAAAAAGGCACUUAAUUUGGAAAUUGAAUUGUUUCCUCUGGGGAUAAAUCUGAAGGAGCUCAAGAUGACACCUGCAGGAGUGUGAUGGUAAUUUUGUUCGGUGCUGCUGAGAUCUCUGACAUUCAAGUCACGGACCAUACUGUAAUUGGAGAUUGUAUUAGAGUCUGAUAGUUUGAAUAUCAUCACAGUUCCUGUGCUCUGAACACCCCCCCACCCCCCUCAGCUCUUCAUUGCCAAAGCAUUUUUUAAUUUUCUAAAAGCCACUUAUUACUUACAUAAUACACAAGCUCUGGCAAACAGGCUCUUUAAUCAACCUACCAUUAUCUUACAAGAGGCUCGGUAGUAGUUCCAGCUUUUUGUUCUUGUGCAGUUCUUUACUGAGGUCGCACAAAAGCCAGUUGUUACUGUUAUCUAAAUAUACUUUGCACUGUACACGGUCAGUGUAUUCUUUUUGUACCUGCUCACUGAGCUGUCAGGAUUGUCGGCCAGAACCAGAAUGACUUAAUCAAAAUGAGUUAGUUUUUGUACUUGCUGUUUAACCUUAUUUUUGUCAUCAACCAGGCUUCUUCUGUCUUUAUUUCUGGCACCAACACGGUCCACUAACCAUCAUUUAAGGAUGUUGUCAGCAUGUGGAAAAUGUUGAAACUGAAUGUUGAGAAAUCUUAUGAUAAUCUGAAAAGAUGAAGCCUCCAAAUAAAAUAUCAAUUUUCAAUCAUAUAUCAA